AUGCCAGGCUGCCUGCUUCCUGGUCCUCUGGUGAGGCUGUGCCUGGACCUCACAUGUGCCCUGUCCCUUUUCAACUCAGUGUCUUCCUUUAGAGGAGAAGCUGAGAAGGAAAAUGUCAUGAUUUUCCUACCUACAACAGUGUCCGGCCUCAGAGAAGAAGAGAGGAGAGAAAAGGAGAUCGCUUUUCUUGACACUACAGAACUGCCUGCAAGGUCGGUCGAUCUGUCUGCACUUAACCUCACAGAGCUGGUGAAUGGUAUGCUGCAUAGAGCUUUAAAAGAUAGCAAGAACUUCUUCUCCUUGUUGAGUGUCACUUCCUAUAGUUCAUUUGCCUUCCACAAGUUUUCUGUGGCCAUUUAUAACAUUUCCAACCUGAAGACUGUGGAUCCAGCCAACUUCCCCACGCGGUACUGCUACUGCUUAAACAACCGAACCAACGAUUUGUCAGAUUUCACUGCCCUCCUGGUGGACAUCAUUGGAAAUUCUAGCAGCUACCUCACAGAGAUUUUUAAGUCAACUCCCAACCUCUCAGUGAGUCAAACGAACGACUCCGACUGCAUCUUCAUCUGCGUGAUGACAGGAAAGUCAGGACGCAAUCUUUCUGACUUCUGGGAGCUGGCGGAAAAGUCCCCUGUUAUCAAUUACACAUUUACUAGCAACAUAUCUGGUGUUCUGGCUACAAGGGUGUCGGCCCCGACUUCACAGCUCACACCCACAAGCCAGCAAACACUACCUAGGACAAGCCCCCUACAUGGAGCCCAGAGGCCUGGAGUGUCCACUCUGGGAACCUCUUCUGGGACAGACACAACGCCUCCUUCAGAGGAAGAGCAGACCUUGCUUCCUGAGCUUCGCAGCAGAGCCACAACCAAGGCCAUGGCCAGAACCACAGCCACCCUGGACACGGCCUCUCCCACCCUCCCAGCCUCCGCUCCUAGGAAGGCGGCCGGACCUCCACGGGUGACGGCCCACAGACAGGCCCAGGCUUCCACUCUACCCACGGCCUGGGCUCGGGUCGCCAGUGAGAAAACUUCCGGAGGGCCUCCCUGGGAGACCCCUCCCUCCUUGCCUACGUCUCCUAAGGCCGAGGAGGCUGUGAACACAAGGAGCUUUUCCCAGCCUCCUGCCGGGACAGCAGCCGCAGGUGGCACCGCAUCCCAGACCAGCCCAACCUCAGGUCCAUCCACCCCUGGCACGCAGACUCCAAGUCCUACCAAGGCUCCAGCCCCCAAAUAUCCACAGGCAGGUGACCUCCCAGCCAUGUGGCCCUUUAUACCUGGAGAAGAGUCAGCCUUGAUCCCAGGAACCCACCAAUUUUCAAGGUGUCCUGAGCCGCUCCCUAAGGAGGGGGCUAGGACCGCUGCUCCCCUUGCACUGACAGUGCAGAAGCUCAACCCUUGUCUGAUGGAGCUGUGCCAAUUCUUCCAGCAAUGCCUCUGCACAAGCCAGAAGAGAGAGCCUGGGAUGGAGGCCAGGAGGUAUUGUCUUGACUACUAUUCCUGGUUUCUGAAGAAUGCAACAUACAUCUGUCAGAGGGUGAAAAGGAUAUUCCAUUCACACACCUUAAAACAAAAGUGCCUUGAGAACAUCUGCAAGUCUGUUUGA
Messenger RNA from Rangifer tarandus platyrhynchus (Svalbard reindeer), 1602 nucleotides. NCBI's taxonomy places the organism in Eukaryota, Metazoa, Chordata, Mammalia, Artiodactyla, Cervidae. The record is from the annotation of a GenBank genome assembly.